GCAGACGACCCCCCUUUGGUCCGUGGUGCAACCUCGUAUUCCCGUGAAGAUCUUGGCGGAGCCAAGUGUUCCUGACUCCGGCCUAGAUACGAAUCUCAGGUUAAUUGGUGGGAGCUGUCCUCGCUUCUGGAACCAACAAAGUAUACGUCCGCUUCCGCCGACCGUUUAUCGCACGUCGCGCGUCGAGGAGUUAACGAGAAGGGAGUUGAAUGGAAGGCGUAUUUAAAUGCUGAAUUGUCCUUUGUUCCCCCCGCCUCCGAGCAUAUUGAGAUUCUCAACUAGCCAUGUUCGCCACUUUCACCAGCUCCAUGGAUAGCAGGAGCAAUGCCAGCUCUCCGAUCACAUCAGCGAGACCCAAGAGGACAACGGUCGCCCGAGCCUGUGACUGGUGCCGGCUGAACCGUGUCAAAUGCGAUGAGGGUCAACCUUGCAAGAACUGCCGGACUCGGGGGGUCCGAUGCUGCAAGGAGAGUAAAUCGGCUGAGCAGACCAACCAGUCGGCGGCAGCUACCCCAGGGAAAGAACCGGAGAGACUUCGAUCACGAGGGUCGGAGACGGAGGAUCUAGGGAAUAAGAGGGCCGAGGAACGGGAGAAAGCAGCGACCACUCACCAAAAGUCCCCUGCGAGCGGUUCACGCUGCACCACCUCGUUGCGAUGGCAUUGGCCUGGUGCCUGGAUCUCCGACGCCGUUAAUACGAAUAGUGAGCCGCGGUAUUACGGCCCGAGCUCUUUCCUGCAUUUCGCCGAGCGGCUGCGCAUCUAUCUCCAGGAGUCACUCAGUCAACCACAACUGGGGAAUGCGCUGCAGUCGUUUACCUGCAGCAGUGUCUCGUCAUUGUCCCCCAACGCCGGGGAUGACAUGGACUUUAUGGAAGGCGCUCUGACGCGCCAGCAAGAGGAGUACUUGCUCAGCCUGUUCUGGCAGUCCUACCACACGCUCAUUCCGAUUGUGGACGCGGACGAGUUCUGCGCCCAUUAUCAUUCCCUCUGGGAGGCUGGGCAAGAUUCCACCCGGCGACCAUCCGCUUUGGUGGAUAUCGUCCUAGCGUUGUGCAUGCAAUACAGCGCCGCCCUCAUGGCGUCGGGAGAAAUCGAGCCCAUGGAGCUCGAUUCGAACGACACCAACACCGCGGGCCAUUGGGUAUACCAGAGAUGCCAGCGGCUCCUAUUGAGAGAACAGGACACACUGUCCCUUCGCACGUUGCAAGCUUACAUCCACUCUGCCGUCUAUCUGAUGAAUGCGUCGUGCCUGAACGCGUCGCAUCGAGCCCUCAGUAUUGCCAUACAUACGGCCACUAGCUUAGGACUGCAUCACGAUCCUGAAGCAUAUCCCCGUACUCCUCAGCAAGCUCUCCGACAACGGAUAUGGUUAACGUUAUUCUUUCUGGACUCCAAGCUAAGCCUGGAGCUCGGCCACCCGUACCUGAUGCAGGAAUACGACGUACCGGUCGACCUGCCGCGGUCCCCUGAGUUGCAGGCUAUCGAGGCGAGUCCCUCCAUCUCAACCUUCGGGGAUGUCAAUUGGCUGAGCUACCACCAUGAGUGCGUCAAGUUGACCUCGAAGGUGCGCCACAUCUCCAUCACGGCAUUCCAGACGUGUAGUGAAGCUAUGCCCCGUCACAAUGAGACAUCGAUAUAUCAAGCGACGAGUGUCUUGGACAGCGGUGUUUCCUACCUGCAUAAGUCCAUGGAGGUGCUGCAAACCUGGGCUCAGGAGGUGCCGGUGUCGCUAAAGCUGGCACGCAAGGGCGAUGCGGACCCCUUCUCCACCGCACGCUCUCCACUGGAGAGUGAUGUCUACGCCCCCCUCUGGCUGCAGCGGCAGCGUGUUCUCCUGGAACUGCUCUACCACAACCUGGUCAUGACAUUAUACCGUCCCUAUAUCAAAUUCCCUGAUGCCUCAGCGGGAGCCUCUCCUUCCAUCGGACCCACCGCGGCGCAAACGUCCGAUAGUAGCUCGCUGUGCGCCCUGAAGCACGCCACGGCCACCAUCAAUAUCGUCCACCAGGUACUCACGGAGACCGAUAUUCUUAACUCAUGGCAUCGAGCCUAUCAAUAUACGUGGGAUGCCACCUUGACGAUUCUCGCGUUCCGGUUGUUGCAUCCCACGUGCCCUCACUCCUUCUCAGCUCGGCGAGCGACGGCCAUUGCCAUUGAAACCUUCAAUAUCUUCUCCCGUUAUGGCUUUUCGGCGGCCGCGCAGGCCGUGGAAAUUACCAAGGGGGCGGGUAACACGAUCGAUUUUAUGGUCCAGUCACUGCGCAGUAGUUUCCGACCGAGCCAAGGGCCCACUCCGCGCAGCCAGGACGACGGCCACGAUGUACCCACCCCCCCGCAGUUCUCAUCCUUAUCCGGCCCCUCCCAGAAGCCACCCUUCAUGGUGCCGCAGCUUAUGCAAGGGGCCACUGCCCUGCCGCCGUUCCAGCAGACCCUGGACCUCCUGCCGCAGCCGUUCAGUCUCCCGCAGGGCCACCCCUCCCCAGCAUACUCUAUGAAAUUGCCGGACACUAAUCCUCCCUUUUUCCUGAGUGACACCCCCGCUAUCAUGCCUAUGAAUUCGCCCACGGAUCUGGUGAACGAGAUGAUGGAUCAAUCAUGGGUUCCGAAUGAUUGGUGGCGGGAAUGAUCUCGAGAAACGCGCCGCGAACUAUGAUUCUAACUCGAUGAUACGCGGCGCUCAACAUUGAGGGACGGGGCUGGUGGGACAGGAAUCUUACCGAAACUGACGGAGAUGAUCAUCAGCAGGCUACAGAAAAGAGGAUCCUAGCUUGAAUCAUAUUUAAAGAAAGUCUGGAUCUACGAUACGGGUUGGAUCGGGUGAUUGGCCCAUGGGGCUAAACGUCUUGUGGGUCUCUCUAUAUCUAAAUCCUCCAUCUGGAUGUCACAAAUCUUGUCGGUCGAUCAAUCGUACCUCCCAAAAACCUUUUGCGACUGCUCCAACUCCCGGAAAAUUGUUUGUCUUCUCUCCUCCCCCCGGACAGUAAUGAGUGCAUCGUAAUCCUUUACGCAGUGCAUAAAUCCCUGACUGCUACCGGUCUCCGCACUCACGUCACUUCUACCGGCCGGAUUCUUCUUGAACUCGAACGCCCAUAGCAGCUUCGCCA
Messenger RNA from Aspergillus alliaceus, 3105 nucleotides. RefSeq names its product transcription factor domain-containing protein. Gene Ontology annotation, cellular component: nucleus. Gene Ontology annotation, biological process: DNA-templated transcription; positive regulation of transcription from RNA polymerase II promoter by galactose. The transcript has a single exon. Gene Ontology annotation, molecular function: DNA-binding transcription factor activity, RNA polymerase II-specific; RNA polymerase II cis-regulatory region sequence-specific DNA binding; zinc ion binding. The record is from RefSeq and is a predicted model, not a curated record. The coding region runs from base 285 to 2627 and encodes 780 amino acids. NCBI's taxonomy places the organism in Eukaryota, Fungi, Ascomycota, Eurotiomycetes, Eurotiales, Aspergillaceae.